Molecule: messenger RNA, 978 nt
Organism: Entamoeba dispar SAW760
Lineage: Eukaryota; Evosea; Mastigamoebida; Endamoebidae
Exons: 1
Coding region: 1-978 (325 amino acids)
Source: RefSeq, a predicted model, not a curated record
AUGGAAAAAACUGUACGUCACAAAGCAAUUGCAACUCUCAAAGAACUAAAACGUUGCUCAAAGUCAUUCGAAGCUAUUCAACAAGCUUUUAUUCUUUCAUUAUUGAACAAUGAAGGUAUUGGAUUUAAAGUAAAAAAACCUGAAAGACGAUCUCAGAAAACGUUGCAACUUUUUCUGAUUGAAAGUUUAACACUCCCUUCUGGUGAAAUUAUUGAAUACGAAAAUGAUGUUAACAAUUACUGUAAUUUAUUUGUUAUUGAAGAACUAAAAGAGUCUGGAUAUACUCAUCUUGUUCCAAGUGAUAUUAAUUCUAUUGCUUCAAUUACUAAAGCUUCUACAAAUGGAGUAUCCAUGGAACGUUUAAAACAAAUAAAAAGACAUCGUAAUGCAAAUAAGAUGUCUAUUAGUUUUAAUUGGAUAUUAGAUAGAUGUCUUUCGUUUGGUUAUGAAUUUAAAAAGAGAUCAACAAAACCUACUAAAUACACAACUAAAAUGAAUAAAAUAUGUGGUGUAUCAGGUAAAAUGUCAUUAAAAUUACUACAAAUCACUGAAAUUGGAAAAAGAGUAAAUGAAGAGGUUUAUAAACGAUUUGAUAAAAAUACAAUUUCUGUUGAAAUCAAAGGGAAAGAUGAAAUUCUUGUUGAAAUAAUUAAAGAAGUUUCAGAACAAGGAGAAAAAACUAGUGUUGUUACUGAAGCUAUUGACUCACUUAAAGAAGAAAAUGAAAUUAAAAUCAAAGAAGAACCUAAAGAAAAUAAAAAUGUUAUAAAUGAAAUUACACCUAUGGAUAUAGAAACUUAUUUCACUAAACGUAAUGAAAUAAGUACUGAACCAGAGCCAAUUCUUUCAAGUGAAAUUCAUUUUUUACCAAAAAGUAAUGAUUAUCAAGUACUUUUUUUUGACACUGGCUUUACUCAACAAAAUUGGAAAAGUAAUGACUCUAGUAUUGAUGAAAAUUUUUGUUCAUCAUUUGCUUAA